UAUUCCACCGGCCGCCGUCGAUCGGCUUUAUUAAGAAUGGAGCAAAAAAAGACUGAUCCUGGUGGUGGCGGUGGUGGUCGGACGUACUGUGUCACCGGAGCAACAGGUUACAUAGGAUCAUGGCUUGUGAAAUCCCUUCUCGAAAGAGGUUUUUCCGUCCAUGCCGCCGUCCGGAACCCUGCGAAUUGUAAUAAUCUUUUGGCGUUAUGGGGCGGCGGCGAUCGAUUACGGUUGUUUAGAGCUGAUUUGAAUGAAGAAGGAAGCUUCGAUGAUGCUGUUAAUGGCUGCCAUGGCGUCUUUCAUGUUGCUGCUUCCAUGGAAGUUAUCGUUAAACCUACUGAUAAUCGAGAUAAUUAUGUUCAAUCUGAUAUUAUCGAUCCUUCGAUCAGAGGAGCUUUGAACAUUCUGAAAUCGUGUUUGAGAUCGAAAUCUGUGAAACGAGUUGUUUUCACAUCUUCGAUUAGUACGAUGACUGCUCGGAACGACCACGGAGAAUGGCUGCCGGUGGUGCACGAAUCUUGUCGGACGUCCGUUGAUGUUAUCUGGAACAGAAAAUCAAGUGGUUGGGUUUACGUGCUCUCCAAGCGUCUAACCGAAGACGCCGCAUUUCAAUUCGCAAACGAAAACGGUAUCCGUCUUGUAUCUAUCAUCACCACCACCGUUGCCGGCCCUUUCCUCACUUCGACCGUUCCCUUAAGCAUUCGAGUUCUCCUCUCUCCGCUAACAGGCGACUCUGAACUGUUACCGAUAUUAUCUUCUGUGAAUUCAAGAAUGGGCUCGGUUGCUUUGGUUCAUACGGAAGACAUAUGCAAUGCUCACAUGUACCUUAUGGAGCACGAUCGAGCCGAAGGGCGAUACAUCUGCUGCACCAAUAGCUGCACAAUCUCUGAAUUGGUUCAUCAUCUAGCAAAACUGUAUCCUUCCCCUAAUUUACAAAGAGUUACAGAGGAAGAAGUGACAUCAGUCCCUACUGAGAUCAGUUCCAAGAAGCUGAAAGAUUUGGGGUUCAGAUACAAGUAUGGAUUGCUGGAUGUAAUACAUCAAACACUUGAAUCUUGCAUGCAACAUGGCUUUCUUCCUCCAACCAAAACACAGAGAAAGUGAGAGCUGGAGGACGUCCGUCAAUUCAUCUCAUAACUCUUGA
Messenger RNA from Cynara cardunculus var. scolymus (artichoke), 1144 nucleotides. Its product is annotated as putative anthocyanidin reductase. Gene Ontology annotation, molecular function: oxidoreductase activity, acting on the CH-OH group of donors, NAD or NADP as acceptor. The transcript is spliced from 6 exons. The record is from RefSeq and is a predicted model, not a curated record. Bases 37 to 1104 code for a protein of 355 amino acids. NCBI's taxonomy places the organism in Eukaryota, Viridiplantae, Streptophyta, Magnoliopsida, Asterales, Asteraceae.